Gorilla gorilla gorilla (western lowland gorilla) is the source of this 4408-nucleotide messenger RNA. RefSeq names its product UFM1 specific ligase 1 (gene UFL1). The transcript is spliced from 19 exons. Gene Ontology annotation, molecular function: UFM1 ligase activity. Gene Ontology annotation, cellular component: endoplasmic reticulum membrane. The record is from RefSeq and is a predicted model, not a curated record. The coding region runs from base 131 to 2515 and encodes 794 amino acids. NCBI's taxonomy places the organism in Eukaryota, Metazoa, Chordata, Mammalia, Primates, Hominidae. Gene Ontology annotation, biological process: response to endoplasmic reticulum stress; protein K69-linked ufmylation; regulation of proteasomal ubiquitin-dependent protein catabolic process.
GCGUUCGGUGUGUCUGCGUCAGGGGCGGAGCCUCUUGUCCCUCUGCGCGGCCCGUUCCGCCUCUCUUCUCCCACCGCCUGUCGGCUGACGUGUCUGCAGUUCCUCCGCGUCUACUGCGAGUCAGGCCGUGAUGGCGGACGCCUGGGAAGAGAUUAGGCGGUUGGCGGCCGACUUCCAGCGGGCGCAGUUCGCCGAGGCCACGCAGAGGUUGUCCGAGCGGAACUGCAUUGAGAUUGUUAAUAAAUUGAUUGCUCAGAAACAGCUAGAAGUAGUUCAUACACUCGAUGGAAGGGAAUAUAUUACUCCAGCCCAAAUUAGUAAAGAAAUGAGAGAUGAGCUACAUGUCCGAGGUGGUCGAGUAAACAUUGUUGAUCUACAACAGGUAAUUAAUGUGGACCUGAUUCAUAUUGAAAAUAGAAUUGGUGACAUUAUUAAAUCAGAAAAGCAUGUUCAGUUAGUGUUGGGACAACUGAUAGAUGAGAAUUAUUUGGAUCGGUUGGCAGAAGAGGUCAAUGAUAAAUUGCAAGAAAGUGGUCAGGUCACCAUAUCAGAACUGUGUAAAACUUAUGAUCUUCCUGGGAACUUUCUGACACAGGCACUAACUCAGCGACUUGGUAGAAUUAUCAGUGGACAUAUUGAUCUUGAUAAUAGAGGAGUAAUUUUUACGGAAGCUUUUGUAGCUCGACAUAAAGCACGUAUCCGUGGACUAUUCAGUGCUAUUACCCGGCCUACAGCUGUGAAUUCUCUGAUUUCAAAAUAUGGAUUUCAGGAGCAGCUUCUUUACUCUGUGCUUGAGGAACUUGUUAAUAGCGGACGCUUACGAGGCACUGUGGUUGGUGGGAGACAGGAUAAAGCUGUGUUUGUCCCUGACAUCUACUCCAGGACACAGAGUACUUGGGUGGAUUCCUUUUUCAGGCAGAAUGGCUAUCUAGAAUUUGAUGCUUUGUCCAGACUUGGAAUCCCAGAUGCUGUAAGCUACAUAAAGAAAAGAUAUAAGACUACACAACUCUUGUUUUUGAAAGCAGCUUGUGUUGGUCAAGGACUUGUGGAUCAAGUGGAAGCGUCAGUAGAAGAAGCCAUCAGCUCUGGAACAUGGGUUGAUAUUGCACCUCUGCUACCCACUUCUUUAUCAGUUGAAGAUGCUGCCAUAUUGCUUCAGCAGGUGAUGAGGGCAUUCAGCAAACAGGCCUCAACUGUAGUCUUUAGCGACACUGUUGUAGUCAGUGAAAAAUUUAUAAAUGACUGUACAGAACUGUUCCGUGAGCUGAUGCACCAGAAAGCUGAAAAGGAAAUGAAAAAUAAUCCUGUGCAUUUAAUCACCGAAGAAGAUCUGAAACAAAUCUCCACUUUAGAAAGCGUUAGUACAAGUAAAAAGGAUAAAAAAGAUGAGCGAAGAAGGAAAGCAACAGAGGGCAGUGGAAGCAUGAGAGGAGGAGGUGGGGGCAAUGCCAGAGAGUACAAAAUUAAAAAAAUCAAGAAGAAAGGAAGAAAAGAUGAUGAUAGUGAUGAUGAAUCUCAAUCAUCCCACACUGGAAAGAAGAAGCCAGAGAUCAGUUUUAUGUUCCAGGAUGAGAUUGAAGAUUUUUUAAGAAAACACAUACAAGAUGCCCCUGAGGAGUUUAUUUCGGAACUUGCUGAGUACUUAAUAAAACCUCUUAAUAAAACUUAUCUCGAGGUGGUACGUUCAGUAUUCAUGUCUUCAACAACUUCUGCUUCUGGGACGGGCAGAAAACGCACAAUCAAGGACUUGCAAGAAGAAGUUUCAAACCUGUACAAUAACAUUAGGUUAUUUGAAAAAGGGAUGAAGUUUUUUGCAGAUGACACACAGGCUGCUCUUACCAAACACUUGCUGAAGUCAGUGUGUACUGAUAUCACUAACCUCAUUUUCAACUUCUUAGCUUCGGAUUUAAUGAUGGCAGUAGAUGAUCCUGCAGCCAUUACAAGUGACAUAAGAAAAAAAAUUUUAAGUAAAUUAUCAGAAGAAACCAAAGUAGCUCUUACAAAACUCCAUAACUCUCUGAAUGAAAAGAGCAUAGAAGACUUUAUUUCUUGUCUGGAUUCUGCAGCAGAAGCCUGUGAUAUUAUGGUGAAAAGGGGAGACAAAAAAAGGGAAAGACAGAUACUGUUCCAACAUCGACAAGCACUGGCUGAACAGCUAAAGGUCACAGAAGACCCUGCUCUUAUUCUGCACCUCACAUCAGUCCUGUUGUUUCAGUUUUCAACCCACAGCAUGCUCCAUGCACCUGGAAGAUGUGUCCCACAGAUCAUUGCUUUUCUUAAUAGUAAAAUUCCAGAGGAUCAGCAUGCUCUUUUGGUAAAGUAUCAAGGUUUGGUUGUAAAGCAGCUAGUCAGUCAAAGUAAGAAGACUGGGCAGGGAGAUUAUCCCUUGAAUAAUGAAUUAGACAAAGAACAAGAAGAUGUUGCCAGUACUACUCGUAAAGAGCUUCAAGAACUUUCUUCAUCCAUUAAAGACCUUGUUCUCAAAUCUAGGAAAUCAUCUGUGACGGAAGAGUAAUGAUCUUAAUUUACAUUUGUUAUAUAGUAAGCAUUUUCCCCCAAGGUUGAAGGUGAGUGGUCACAAAAAAGUAGUCACUAUACAACUCCCCUCUCCCUGCAAAAACCACCUCAUACACACACAAUUCAGUUAAAACAGUAGUAUUGUAUUAAAUGUAAAUCUUAAAAAGAUGUGAAUUUUUGUAAAUUGGGUUCUUCAUGGAAGUUUUUUUCCACCUGAUUUUCACACAAAUACUAUAUGAAAUUUUUCACAUUAUUUUCACAUAAUUUUAAAAAUUACAUAUUUCAGGUUUGUUCUCUUUCCAAAUGUUGAAUGAAAAACAAAUUUUCCGAUCCAUUUAUCCCUGGGGAAGGAUUCAUUUGUUGCGAGUGCCAGUAUACUUAAAUGUAUACUUUAUAUACAUUUAAGCAGAAAUUUAAAAUGUGGUCUUUUUUUUUUAAAAGAAACACUUCUGUGUCAGAAAUGAAAAUAAAUCAUGUUUUUUAUUUUUAAAUAGAAAGCACUUCAAAACUAAAAUACAGAAAUUUACAAAAAAGAAAAAUUGUUACUAAGCCCUUGCUCUUAUUUUUGGCAGAAUAAACAUUGAUUUUGGUUGGGGCUGCAAGGAUGCCUUUACAGGUGCACAAGAACGCUAGAGUGGCCCAUGCAUUGCUGUGUUCUCUUCUAAAACAAGCUACUAACAAGAGAGAGAACACAUGCAAUUUAUUACCAGUAAGCAUAAGUCAUAUUUAACAUUGGAAUAACUAAGCAUUUUAUACAAAGAUUUUUCUUUGACCCAGUUUGCAUUUGUACAUUUUAUUUUUUUAGUUCAAUAGCUGCUCUGUCACAUAAUACUUUGUAAAUACUAGUGUGAAAAACAGAUAGGAUGCCUUUUCCAGUGGUAGGAGCAUCUGUAAGUGCAUUUAAAUCAUUAGAAGCUUUUUUCCAAAACUAGAAACCCUUAUUAAAAAAUAGAUAUUUUUGUUUUCUAAAGAUUAUUAGUUAAAAAUAACUAAAAGAGUUCCUUAAUCAUUUCAACCAAAUGAAUUUCAAGCAACAACUUACUAUUUAUCAAAAAGGGAUUUAAUUAUUUUGAAUAUAAUUAUAAAUUAAAUUUCAAAUAUUUAAAAAUACUAUUUUAUAUAAUUCCUUAUGACAUUUUAAACUUUAUAUUUUAAAAUAUUUGAAUACGAAAAGAUCAGUCUACCUCUACUCCAUUCUAGACAAAGUAUUAAUCCUUAGUGAAAGUAAUUAAUUAAAUUGCCAACUUGGCAUUAUUAUUAAACUUGAUAGGAACGCAACAUUAAAUUUAAAAAUGUUUUCCCAUGGGUAAUUUUCUAUUAUAUAUUUUCAUAUGGGCAAAGGGAAAAAAUGAUAAAUCCUCUGUAAUCACAAACCCCAAUUUCGUUUUGUUUAUUCAGCUUCUAAAAUAUUGAACACCCAGACUUUUAAUUCAACCUUUAAGAACCUUAUCAUUUAUGUUUCAGUAGAUAUCAAAGUAAUCCAUGUUUGUGUCAAAUGAUCAUAGAAAAUAAACAGAAGAGACAGUGAAGCAAGUAAAAAGAAAAGCAGUUUUAAUUUGUUUGCAUUAAUUUUUUUCAUUUGUCAAAAUGCUUCUUUUGUUGCCACAGUAAAGAACAGUUUUUAUUGUUUUGUAAGUAAAAUUACAUAGCUGAUUUUGUAUGUAAAGAUUAAUUUCCAUAAUAAAAAUUAUUAUAUGUUUACUGUGAUCUUAAUGGGCAGGGUUAAGAAAGUUAUUUAAAAUAAAGUUACCUAUUCUACUAAAUUUUAUAGUACUUUGAAGUUUCUAUUAAUUAACACAAAGAUUAAUUGGUGCAUAUAUUUUAUAUAUAUACAUUUUGAAUUCUCAUUUUGAACAUUAUUAAAGGAUUUUAUUUUUCUUACACAAAAAUA